AUGGUGUUGGUUGGUCUAGCAUGCGUUUUGGCUCUUGCAUCUUUUGCUCUACGGGCUCUUUUCCUCAAAGAGACGCCCAUUAGACCCUACGUAAAAUGGGCCUCUCGACUUUUCAGCACAAAUUAUCCGCGGUUUCCCAAGCAAGAUGUCCAAGUGAAGAUAUUCAAGAGACAAGAAGUUGAGGCUUUCGAUCGAACGACAUGGCAAUAUAAAAGCUACGAUGCCUUCAAAGGAGCCAUUCUCUCAGAAGACCCUGUUGCCUUCCCCUGUAUAUAUGCCACCAAAGGCUUCAAAGCCCGGGAUCACCGAUAUAUAUUUGUCGAGUCUGAGGAUAUGAGCCACGACGAGGAAAUGACUGCCAUGGCUACGGCUUUGCAGCAAUACCUUGGAACACCUCCCUCGGAGCUAGGACCAAACACUAGCUUGGUAGUUCUGUUUCCCAUCCCUAGCUCGCCAUUGAGCGUGGAGGAAUACUACCAGAAAUAUUGGGAUUGUCUGCAUGGCCUACGGGCACGGGAUCCCAAAUCUUGGCCAGGCCACAUCCCUACAGACACCGAUACACCCAUGUGGCGAUUCUGUUUUGACGGACAGCCUAUAUUUAGUGCUUCUCUGACGCCUGCCCAUACAAAGAGACGCUCUAGAUAUGCACCUUGCUUCUGCAUUGUCUUCCAGCCCAACUUCGUGUUUGAUAUUCUGUUUUCUACCCCGCUGAAGAAAAAAUCGGCUAUCUCGAAAGUGAGAACUUUGUUGGGUGAGUAUGACGAUGUAUCGAUCAGCCCGGAGUUGAAGAAUUAUGGAGAUGAGACGGGCCGAGAAUGCAAACAGUAUUUCAUCAUGAAUGAAAAUUAUGCCCCGUCGUGCCCUUAUUCGACGCUUGGAUGA
Messenger RNA from Penicillium vulpinum, 882 nucleotides. RefSeq names its product YqcI/YcgG family protein. Bases 1 to 882 code for a protein of 293 amino acids. The record is from RefSeq and is a predicted model, not a curated record. Lineage: Eukaryota; Fungi; Ascomycota; Eurotiomycetes; Eurotiales; Aspergillaceae. The transcript has 2 exons.